Messenger RNA from Nezara viridula (southern green stink bug), 4313 nucleotides. The record is from the annotation of a GenBank genome assembly. NCBI's taxonomy places the organism in Eukaryota, Metazoa, Arthropoda, Insecta, Hemiptera, Pentatomidae.
CCUGUAUACCGUGAUGGCGUCGAACUGAUGAACUUAAAUUAUACAUUUAAUUAUGUAGAAUGUGUUUGUUUGUGAUAAAGGUAGGUUUUAGGUUGGAGGAACAGUUUCGUUCGUUAGUGCGUUACAAGAAUAAGUGCAAGAAGUCAGCUAAGUCGAAGGCACCUUUUCGGGUUGCCGGCAAAAUGGUAGAAGAAAUAGCUGCAUCCCUCCCUGAUUCUGCUCUUGAAGUUAUUUUCUCUUAUUUAGAUCUUCACGACCUUCGAAACUGUUCUUUAGUGUGCAAAAAGUGGUAUAGUUUUUUAAAUGAUGAAAAUAAUGAUGUUUGGAGACUUCACUGUAUUAGAAAAUUAGCAGAAGAAGCUCUUAAAUCAGACCUUCUUUCAUCAGUCCCCACAUACAAAGCCAAGCUAAGAGCGUUUUACCAUGCUUGGAAUCCUAAUGACUGUAGUAGAAAUGUAUAUAUUAAACCCAAUGGGUUUACCCUUCAUAGAAAUCCUGUGGCACAAAGUACUGAUGCUUCUAGAGGUAAAAUAGGUUUUAGGCAUGGCAGGCAUGCUUGGGAAGUUAUAUGGGAAGGACCUCUUGGGACUGUGGCAGUGAUUGGUAUUGCAACUAAAGAAGCACCUUUACAAUGUCAUGGUUAUGUGGCUUUAUUAGGUUCUGAUGAUCAAAGUUGGGGAUGGAAUCUAGUGGACAAUCAUUUACUUCACAACGGUGAUUCUCAAGGGAAUUAUCCUUUACUAAACAAUGCACCAAAAUAUCAGGUGGCGAUUAUUUCCAGCUCGACUUUUAUCGAGUACUUCCAUUUUGCUUCUGGGAAAAUGGCCGUGUUCCUCUGGUCUGAAGCCGGCACUGCUUACCAUGGAACUGUACAAAAAAAAAAAAAGAAAACAGUGUUAAGUGGGAUCUUAAUAUUGAACGGCCUUCAAAAUAAUCAAAAUCUGGCAAAUGCAAAACGAGCUGGAAAAAAAAAGCUACAAGACCACCGAAUUCCAGAUAGUGAGAGACAGAAUUGAUUUCAUUGGUUGGAAAAUUUAUAACAAGACAAAAAAAGAAUUCUAGUUUCAUUGUAAGUGGAUCCUUUAAACCAAUGAAUCUUUAAAAUUGCAAGAAGCUCAGAUAUGAAGUGAUCUACACACCAGCAGAUUAGCUAGAACUUAUCAAGAAUUUGUGAAUCAAACCAUCAACAUAUGAAGUUCAGUACAUUGAUAAUGAAACUUCCAUGGACUAGUCUGAGCUUCCCCCACAAGGAGGAAUACAAAUUUAAUGACCCGUGUGAUCAAAUCGCUUUCCACUUGCUUUCCAGUCAAAUAUUUUAUAAAUUUUCAGUUAAAGUAUCGUUUUUGUACAUUUUGGAAACCGACUUUAUUCCUGUCAUGAUUUGAUCAUUAUUAACAAGGUCAUGGGUGUUGCUAUAGUAAAUUUGAUUGCCUUUACCUAAGUAAUACCUGUUUUCCAAAGUAAGUAAAAAGCGGUAGGUUUGAAGUAAAUUCCUGUAAGUUAAGAAAAUUGCUCUAAAAGACUAUUUGGCAGAAAUUCAAUACAAAAAUUUACAUAGAGAUUUCAUCUUUGUCUUAGGCCUGUAAAAUUAACCAAAAUUAUAAUGUUCAUAGAACAAACAUAAUGUAGUUUUUUUCGUCUCCUGAAAAAAAUUAGUUUUGUUUUUACAGGUUUUAGCAGUGUGGCUGUCGAUAUAACCUCUUCCUCUAUCAUUCAUAUGAGCUUAAAAAUGACAUGCAAGAAGUAUCUCAUGGCAACACAACCAUGGUGGCUUCAUGCGAUGGAUAGGCUGUGGUCAUGUGUUAUCUUAAAAGCUUAAGAUUGUCGAUCUUUUAACCCAGUACAAUCUAAAGGAGCUUUACUGGGUCUUAAUAUCUUCAUUGAAAAUUAAAACCCGAUUUGUCUCAUCUCAAUUUAGUGACUGACCCAGCUUUGAGCUUGAUCAAAUUUUUAUAUCAACUUCAUUAAUUGUUUUUACACAAAAAUGGGAAUUGAAAAUGCCAUUUCCUAUUUGAUUUAAAAUUGAAAUAGUCAAAAAGGAAUGUAAUAGUUCCCAUAACAAUAACAAAACACUUUAAUUUUACAACAGAUGUAUGAAAUAGACAAAAAUUAAUGAAAUAUAUAUAUAUAUAUAUAUAUAUAUAUAUAUAUAUAUAUAUAUAUAUUAAAUAGAUGAAAAUAAAUGUAAUAAUAACAAAACAAUUUGAUUUAAAAUUGAAAUAGUCAAAAAGGAAUGUAAUAAUUUCCACAACAAUAACAAAACACUUUAAUUUUACAACAGAUAUAUGAAAUAGACAAAAAUAAAUGAAAUAAUAAAAAAACACUUAAAUAACAUAUGUGCAUAUAAAAGAAACAAUAUGAACACUAUAAACACCAUAUAUCUUUGUAUGGAAAUGAUUAUAGUUAGCUUCAUUCAGUUGUUGGGUGUUGUAUCCUUUCCAACAGUCAGAAUAAAUGGUGCUUCCCUCUUGUGUAUUGUUUUUAAUACCUUCUAAUAAAGUUGUUGCCUUUCUGUCAUUUAUUUUGACGAUAAAACACUCGUCUGUUUCUCGGCAAGCUCCGCCAAACAUCCAUUGCUCAUGUAAAACUCUCCCUACAUGAUUUUUCAUUUUAGAAAAAAGUCUUUCGUUUACUUCAACAACCUUGCCAGGCCCUCCAAUUUCUUUACUUGACCUGUAUAUCAUGUUAUGGGCACAAACCUCUCUUACAAAUUUUUUCCACAUUACCAUAGUUGGAUUAGAUAGUUUCAGCUGAAAAUCCUCGACCCCUCUAUCCAUCUUCUUUUCCUUAUAGAAAUGUUUUUGUUACAAGUGGUACGAAAGCAUCUUCAUUUCAUCUUCCCGUUGAACUUCAUUUCAUAACCUUCAUCACAAUAUCUCACCUUUGCAAUUAUCCUGGCGUCUUAAAAAUAUUUGAUAGCCUCUUCUUCUGAAGCUGGCAAUUCCCACAAGGUAAUAUAAUUUGAUACAUCCAUAAUUUGAUGAAUAUCACACUAAUGGAACAAAAAUAAACAAUAGAAUAACUGAGCUUACCCAAGAUAAGAAAGGUUAUGUGAUGUAACAUUAGAUAACUAGGGAAGUUUCGUCCCGACCGACUAUUUAAGGAGUACCGUUAAUAUCAUAAAUAUGAAGGCUUGUAUUUCAAAUUCUUUUAGUCUGGAUUAGUCUGGAUUUAUGAGCUUUUUAAUCUUCUUUAACUUUUGAUCUUCCUAAGCCCUCUCUUUUUUUCCCAUGGAUUUACUUGUUUUCCCUCCUCAUCUCACCAUAUACUUGAACUGACUGUCUUGUUUUGUACUGCAAACUUUUCAUGUAUAGUUCAUUCUUUCUUGCUGUUGCCUGAUAUAGUUAGUGCAACAGAAGUGAUUUAGUGGUCUUCUAAAAACCUAAGUUUCUCUCAGCUGCUGUGGUGUGUUCUUCAGAGCAUUUCUUCCAUUGUCCUUCAGAUAACUUCAUUCUUCUAAUGUGUUUUUCUUAAAAGCAGUUCUGUUACGUAAGAUAGACUUCUGCCUCCAUCACUUUGUCACCUUGUCAACUCAUGUCUUCUUAGUGAGUGUAUGUUUAUAGGAUCUGGUAAUGGAUAUUUUGUUUUAACUUGAGUAUGAUACUAAGAUUGUUGAUCUUUUUUAUAAGAAUUCAUUAGUAUUUAAAAAAAAAAAAAUGUUUGUUAUCAAGAUACUAUUCUUUUAUUAUGUUGAAGGUAGUGCUAAAAUUAUACAAUCCUCAGAAUGGAUUAUCUUAUACCUUGUGUGCGCUCCUAGCUUUUUUUUUUAUAACUUAAGUGAAUUUUUUCUUUGAGAACGAAAAAUUUGUGUAAUCUUGAUUUUUUCUGUAAAACAGUUUAAAAAAAAUAUAUACCUCAAAAAUAGUUGAAUAUGUUACAAAUGUAUAGAAUUGUUUAUUCAUAAAUUUUGUUAUUUCUCUUCUCAACUUUUGUUUUCAUUGUAUAACCUAAUAAAGAUUAAGAUGUAAAAAUAAAUGUUAUUUAUUAUCAAGAUUGUUAAUACUUAUAAGAUGAAAAGUAUAAGAAACAUCAAACAGUAAAGAUUGAAAAUGGACUAAGGUUUUUUAUACUUAUCUAAGACGUUAUCUUCACUACCUCAAUUAAUGUUAAAACCAUUACUUUUUAAACAUUUAUAUUUUAGAUAGCUCAAGGUAGUUUUUAAAAGUGUUAGGUAUUAAAACACCGCCUAAAUUGAGCAAUAUAACUUUAUAAUAAGUCUCUUGGAUUUUGAGGAUGCUGUAAAUUAUAGUUUUAUUUAAACUUUAACUUUAUCCAAAAGUAUUGUUCAACAUGCUAAAUAAAAUAAUAUGUCU